CAUCAGCAAUAUUAUCUUUUGGGCUAUGACAUUUUCCGGCUUCCCGCUCUCCUAAGCCACCUCGCAAACUGAAGUUUAGAAUUAACGAUAUUUUUGUCGAGUUCGAACUGUUCGAAGACCGUGCUGUGACUAUUGACCAAUAGCUUUUAGACGACUAUUUUUUUUAUAAUACAUGCAAUAUUAAUACGUUUUAUGUGUGAGUAAUAACUGAGUAUAUAAUAAUAUUAUGUUCGUAUUGUGAUUCUUGUAUUUAACAUAAGAUUUUAAAUAUGAGGAUUUAAUCAAUUCACUCUCUACUGUCUUUCUAUAAUGAAGAUAUAUCGGUUUCUUCGGUCAUAUGGUUCCUGGUGUCAGAACACAAGGCAAGCCCACAGAAUGUAUAGCAAAGUUUUGGGCAUUGAGACUAGCUGCGACGAUACUGGAUGUGCAAUAGUAGACAGUGACAGAAAUAUCCUUGGUGAAUACUUACAAUCUCAACAGCAGAUCCACCUCGAUUUCGGGGGCAUAAUUCCGCCAGUGGCCAGGGAUUUGCACAAACAAAACAUUGAUAAUGUUGUAACCCAAGCGUUGCAGCGGGCACAAGUUAGUUUGAAUGACCUAGACGCCAUUGCUGUCACUGUUAAACCCGGUUUGCCUUUAUCACUAUUAGUUGGUAUGAACUAUGCAAAGGAGUUGAGUAAAAAAUCAUUGAAGCCUCUGAUACCGAUUCAUCACAUGGAAGCACAUGCCUUGACUGCAAGAUUAGUUGAUCAUAAUUUACAGUUACCAUUUCUAGUUUUACUGUUAUCUGGAGGACACUGUUUGUUGGCUAUCGUAAAAGAAGUAAAUGAAUUUCUGCUGCUGGGAGAAUCUAUUGAUGAUGCUCCUGGUGAAGCAUUGGACAAAGCAGCCAGGCGACUUCAGUUGAAGAAUAUGAAAGAGUUUAGAAAUUGUUGUGGAGGGCAAGCAAUUGAAAGAGCAGCAUUGAAAGGUGAUCCUAGGGCUAUUGAUUUGGGUACAUUCAUGACAAAUUACAAAGAUUGCAAUUUCAGUUACUCUGGCUUAAAGAAUGCUAUAAGAUCUCAAAUUCUAAAAUCCGAACAAAAGCAUGAAUUGAAAGGAGAUGAAAUUAUCCCAGAAGUUUUCGAUUUAUGUGCCAGCAUUCAAUAUGCUGUUACUAAACACAUCUGCACGCGAGUACAGAGGGCUAUUGAGUUUAUUAACCGAACACAACUAUUACCAGACACGAAUCGAACAUUGGUAGUUUCUGGUGGUGUAGCAAGCAAUAUGUUUAUUCGUAAAUAUUUGAAUCUUGUGUGUGAUGAGGAAAAUUUCAAACUUAUAGUUCCACCACCUAAACUUUGUACAGAUAAUGGAACAAUGAUAGCAUGGAAUGGCAUAGAAAAAUUUAAUGAACAUAUAGAUAUUUUCAGUCACCUUGAUUUAGAUAAAAUUGAUAUGCAGUCGAAAGCGCCACUAGGAAAAAACAUUUCACAACAAAUCACAAAUAUGGAAAUAAGAUGUCCUUCGGGAUUUUUCAAUAAAAUAUUUGAAGGACACAAAUAAAUAUUGUCAUCUUAU
Molecule: messenger RNA, 1560 nt
Organism: Myzus persicae (green peach aphid)
Lineage: Eukaryota; Metazoa; Arthropoda; Insecta; Hemiptera; Aphididae
Gene: Tcs4
Product: probable tRNA N6-adenosine threonylcarbamoyltransferase, mitochondrial
Exons: 8
Coding region: 310-1545 (411 amino acids)
Biological process (GO): tRNA threonylcarbamoyladenosine modification
Cellular component (GO): mitochondrion
Source: RefSeq, a predicted model, not a curated record